This is a messenger RNA of Sceloporus undulatus (fence lizard), 1167 nucleotides long. RefSeq names its product dynein regulatory complex subunit 4-like. The transcript has 9 exons. Gene Ontology annotation, cellular component: motile cilium; Golgi apparatus; microtubule. Bases 200 to 1009 code for a protein of 269 amino acids. NCBI's taxonomy places the organism in Eukaryota, Metazoa, Chordata, Lepidosauria, Squamata, Phrynosomatidae. The record is from RefSeq and is a predicted model, not a curated record. Gene Ontology annotation, biological process: cell motility. Gene Ontology annotation, molecular function: microtubule binding; small GTPase binding.
CUGGCUCUCUCUCCUGGAUGAAGAUGGGCAGAAACACAUGAGGGGGAGGAGGAUGGAUUGAGACAACCGAGACCCUUGAGUGUAUAAACAGAAGGAGAAAAAAUUACUGUUUGACCAAGAGAACAUCUGCUUGGAACUACAAAACAAACAGGCAACUGUGAAGAAAUUAAAACUGAAACGACAAGAGGACGUGAAAAGAAUGCAUCAAGAAUUUGACCAUAAACUCAAAGGCCUAGAAGGUUCCUAUAAUUCCUAUGUCGAAGAAGUGUGCCGACAAAAGAAUGCAGAGAUUUGUGCAAUGAAAACGAAGAACAAUAAGGAAUUGAACCAAUUGAAAAAGGACCAUGAUGCAGCACUGCAGGAAUUAAAGCAACGUUACUGUGAAACUACUUCAAGCAACUUGGAACUAAUUCAUAUACUAAAGAACAAGGUGAAUGGGACCAGAUUAUCUUGUUUAUUUCAUCUUGGGAUCCAGGAACAACUUCAAGAGGUGAGGGUUGAGAAAGACGAAUGUGAGAAACGGAUGUCGGAAGUAAUGUUGGAAAACAAAAGGGUACUGGAGGAACUCAAUGAACUUCAGAACAAACUUUUGCAUAGUGAGAAAGAAAAGAAUUUACUUGUGACUACUCAGAGCACAUUAAAAUUAAAAGAAAAAAAGCUCAAGGAUCUCCAGUGGGUGUAUGACAUGCUUCAGAAGAAAUUUAAUCAGGUUCAAGGUGAAAAGAACCGUCAAGAAGAGAGAUUUUCGGCAGCAAUCCUGACUAUGCAAACCGCCACGCACCGAAACCUUCUGCCGGAGCAAAAGUUGUUAGAAAAGGACCAAGUGGUAGCCUCCAGUGUCAACCCUAGGACCCUUAGCAUGGUCAACCAAUGCCAAGAUGUUCAGAUAUUUGACCAAGAAGCCAGGGAGGGAUCUGAAGAUGUCGGCAAUGAAAUGGCUGAAGCACUAAAGGAGUGCUUCAUUGUGGAAAAGAAGUCUGACCAGAAUACAGACCCCGCCAAGGUCUAACCAAGGUUCCAAUAUGGAGUGACCAUGCACUUCAAGGCUAUCGGAUCCAAGCAAGGCUCUCUACCCAAAAGAUGCAAAAGCCAAAAGCGUUCUUUACAAACAUCUAAUGAUGCCUCAGACGUGUAUUGCCCAGGAAUAAAGAGUUCUAUUUAUUUUCA